Messenger RNA from Bombus pascuorum, 758 nucleotides. Its product is annotated as peptidyl-prolyl cis-trans isomerase H. Gene Ontology annotation, molecular function: peptidyl-prolyl cis-trans isomerase activity. NCBI's taxonomy places the organism in Eukaryota, Metazoa, Arthropoda, Insecta, Hymenoptera, Apidae. Gene Ontology annotation, cellular component: intracellular membrane-bounded organelle. Gene Ontology annotation, biological process: protein folding; protein peptidyl-prolyl isomerization. The record is from RefSeq and is a predicted model, not a curated record. The transcript has a single exon. Bases 128 to 682 code for a protein of 184 amino acids.
GACGAGAAAUGUGUUCAUAAUAAGGUGAAGAGGUUAUGUUGCCGCAACAUUAUUUUAAUUGAAGUAUAAUAGCAUAAUAAAAUAUAGCAAGAAAACUUUUUAAAGUUUUUAAUCAAAAUAUACAAAUAUGCCAACUUGGAAUCAAAUUCAAGCUCAACUACGAAAUCCGAAUAAUCCAGUGGUGUUUUUCGACGUAUCUGUAGGCACUACAGAAAUCGGACGAAUGAUUUUUGAGCUUUUCGAAGAUGUUUGUCCAAAAACAUCGGAGAAUUUUCGACAAUUCUGCACCGGAGAGUACAGAAAAGACGGUGUAUCUUUAGGUUUUAAAGGUGCCAUAUUUCAUAGAGUCAUUAAAGACUUCAUGAUCCAAGGCGGUGAUUUUGUAAACGGUGAUGGUACUGGAGUCAUAAGCAUCUACGGUGGUGGAACAUUUCCUGAUGAGAAUUUUACAUUGAAACAUGACUCACCUGGAUUGUUAUCCAUGGCCAACAGUGGCAAAGACACUAACGGUUGUCAAUUUUUCAUCACUUGUGCCAAAUGUAAUUUCUUGGAUGGUAAACACGUUGUUUUUGGAAGAGUUAUCGAUGGACUUCUAGUUAUGAGGAAAGUAGAGAAUGUUCCCACAGGGCCAAACAACAAACCAAAAAUUCCUGUGACGAUAUCUCAAUGCGGACAAAUGUAAUAACUAACUAAUUAUAUUUUAUACUUUUAAAUGUAAGAUAUGCUAUAAAAACGUUUGUCAUAUUUCUUCAGAAUAA